CUCUCUUUUUUUUUUUUCACGCUCAUAUACGCUCCCUUUUUCCGGCCUGACAUUGACUCGGCAGUAGUUCUUUUUGAUCGUGCGUAUAAUACCUACGUGAGUAUAUGCAAUGAUUAGCGGUUGGUUGUCCUAAGCCAACGAUGGACUCGCGCGUCGAAGGCGACCUUGUCUCUAUCAACGUCGUCAAAGAGGAACCAGCCGAGCAUCAACCGAUUAUCGCAACCGUCACGGAUGAUCAACAGGCGACCACGGUGAUGGAGACUAUGAAUACUGACGAAGAUGAAGAGGUGCCUCAGGCAGCUGAGUGCACUACCGAGGCGGAGAAUAGCCAGGACCAGUCGGAAAUAAAAAUUAGCAUGUCCAAGUGCAUCCUCUGCGGCAAAAGUUUUACUGCAGGGGAUAGUCCCAAACUCCUCGAGUGCCUACAUGCAGCAUGCGCUGCCUGCAUCAAUGCCAAAUUCAGCGAACACGCGAGCACCUCCGUUGACGCCGAGGUCCUUUCCGAUAAUACAGUCACGUGUCCGGAUUGCGAAGUGGUCAGUCACUUAGACAAUUUGAUUGAGAAUCGAUUUUUCUCUAAGUUUCUCGAAGAUGACAUGAGCACCACCUGCGAGGAUGACCCUAAAGAGGUUGAAGAGGAAGAAAAGCUGUGUACGAGUUGCACUGAGAAUGCUAUAGCAACAAGUUGGUGUGUGGAGUGCGAGGAAUAUAUCUGCCAUAAUUGUGUUGUGGCACAUCAAAGGUUAAAAAUAACAAAGGACCAUACAAUAAAACCAAAGGAAGAAGUUACUAAUGAUACUGAUAGUGGAAAAAAAGAGAAAAAAUUGCCUAUUUACUUGUUUUGUAUACUUCAUCCUCAUGAACAACUGUCUUUAUUUUGUCAAACUUGUGAUCGAUUGACAUGUCGAGAUUGCCAACUAACUGAUCAUAGGGAACACAAAUAUAAAUUUAUACAUGAAAUUGCCUCGGAAAGUCGUAUGUCUAUGAAAACAUUAUUGAAUGAAGUUAGUUAUAAGCGGGAGUUACUGAAAAGUGCUAUGAAAGUUAUUGAGGAGCGUCAAGUUUUAAUUACUGAAAAGAAACAGAGCCUUGUUCAAGAAAUAAAGCAAAUGGUUGUCAGGUUGACAAAUGCCGUAAAUUCGCGGAGUAAACAGUUAAUAAUACGCCUAAAUGAAGUAUGUGAUCAAAAACAAAAUACGCUUAAGGAAAAAAAAAUAGCCUUAGAUCAUCUGUCCAAACUGACUGACCAUUGUAUAGAUUUUGUUAAUUAUGUAUUAGAGCAGGAUGAUGAUAUGGAGCUACUUUAUAGUAAAAAGUCAGUGACAUCCCACUUGCAAAGAAUCAAAAGUAGAAGAGCUGAUAUACCCAAUCCUGAAAUACCUGUGAGAAUACACUUAUCUAUGGACAAAAUGCAAGAUCUGAUCAAAGUUGUUAAAUCAAUUGGAGCGAUUGUGGUAGAUGGAAGAGUAUAUCCAUCAGUAACCCCGCCGUCGGAACCAAGCGCUCCAACAACACCGAUAAACGAGAUAGGAGAACAAAAACAAUCGAGUUCUUGCACUGUAGGCAUGGCUAUAGAUGCGUCGGCUGUACCACAAGCUAUAGGUGUAUUGCCUCCCGAUGCAUCCAAUAAUAUCCUACACAACGCUUAUUUGAAUCAAUCGGUGAACAUUCCAAUCUCGUCCCAUCAGCAACCCAUGUUGCAAGCUCAGUUGAACAUGAUGCAACCUCAAGCAGCUAACUACAUUCAGCAUUACAAUAUGCCACAACGUGCAUCACCGCAAGCACAGAGAAUGCCUACAUAUAAUUACAACGGGCGUAUACCACAGCCGCAGCAGAUGAUAAUGCCACAACGACCAGGACUUGGUCAUCAACAGGUAACAUCAUCGACCCACCCUCAUCAGCAGCAACAGCAACAAAUGGUUUCUGGACCAGAUCCCCAUCUAAAUCAAAAUGCUAAUCUUCGAGGCUUACUGGCCCACAAUCCACCAGCCUAUCGUCCAACGGCAAGCAGUUAUAGCAGAUUCCCGCCACGCUACAGAUUUCCUAUAAAUCCACCUCAGCGACCAGUAGGACCACCGCCGCCGCACCAAAACUAUCCUGCGGGAAGCUCUCUCCUCACUGGUGUACAGAUGCGACAACCCGUGAUAAAUCCUUACCAGCAGCAACAACAGCAGCAGUCAGCCAGGUGGCAUAUUCCACAGAGUACUGGUCAGACAUCGUCUGCAUAUCAUGCUGGUAAAGGUGGCAACCCACAGAUGUAUCAGGGUGCUGCGCCGUUGGGCGAUGCCUACAAAAUUACACUCAAGAACCAGCAAAUGAGCGUUGCUUCUCAAGUGAAGAAUAACGAAGCAGCACCAAACCCACCGAUCAGUAGUGAUCCAACAGUGUCAUCUCAAAAUUCGACGAUGGUAACGCAAACAGUGAGCUCAUCGAUGCCAAAAACGCCAAGUCCAGCCAUACAAGAGAAAGCUGACGAUACGCAAAAAAGUCUUGACAAGUUUUGCCAAAAAUCGCUCAACGAUCUCAUGUUGACCAUCGCUAAGCUCGACAGUAAUGGUAUUGUAGUCAUACCUGAGGCGCAAAAAAAUCAAAUUGAGUCCACGCAAGUGGACAGCUCCACUGAUGAAGGGGCCAAUGUCAUGACUGAUAAUUCAUCGGCAGCAUCCAUGACAAAAGACGAUCCUAAUGAAGACUGGUGUGCUGUAUGUAUGGACGGGGGAGAUGCGGUCUUAUGCUGCGAUAAAUGCCCGAAAGUCUUCCAUUUGUAUUGUCACAUACCGGAACUGAAGCAGUUCCCGAGCGAAAAUGAAACGUGGCAGUGCAUGCUCUGCACGAACGUGCUUGAUUGCUCCGGUGAUCCGCCCGGAGACAAGAGGCCAAAUGAGUUGAGCGCGUGCGACAUGAGAAUCGCUCAGCGUGUUGUUUUAGAAUUGUAUUGCCAGUACGAACAAAGCUUGCCAUUUAGAGAAAUCGUUUCGCAAGAGAUUGUCGAGUAUCAUAAAAUUAUCAAGAAACCAAUAGCCUUAGAUAUUAUAAGACAGAAACUUAGGCCAAGCAGCGACAAUCAUUAUACGGAUUUAAAGCAAGUGAUGGCUGACAUUAGAUUAAUGUUUAAGAAUGCAUACAAAUUUAAUCCAGUGGAUUCUCAGGUUUAUCAGGAAGCACGGAGUCUAGAGGAAUUUUUUGAAAAACUUUUAACAAAGUGGGCGCCUGAUUACGCUUUUGACGACUCGUUCCUAACAGGUGAAGGUGAUGACGACGAAAAUGAAGAGGUGUUUCCGUCGAAUAGGAAAUACCGCCGAAUUAUCCCUGGUGACGAUUAGCAUUCAUUCGAAUGCGACUAAGUAAUUCGAUAAAAGAAUGAUCAUUCAAAUGAUCAUUUCCAUGCGACAUAAGCGUAAUUGUUACUUUAUCAUACAUUCACGUUGAAGUGCAUAAGACAUUUGAUGUUUCCUGUAGAUCGAAAUAACUAUGUUAUAUGUAUAUUAUUACUUUCACAAAAUAAUUAUGUGGUCGCAACAAAUACGUUCACACACCUAAAUAGUACCAAAAAAUUAUGUCAUUCUUAUCAAAAUUAUAAUAAUCAUAGAGAUGCUCACGGAAAUUCCAUAAAUUCACUGAUGAAUUAAGGAACUCAGCAGGAAAGCAACGAAAAUCGAUUUUUAAAAAAUAUAGAAAAAUUGUAUGUGAGUAGCAAAAGAAGUAACAUUUAUUAAAAACUACACGAUUUAGUUAUUAGUAAAAUAAUCCCAAUAGUUGAACACUUUACCUAGACUCAAGUACCAAUACACUCUUAAAUAGGCUGUAUCCAUAGAGAUGGAUUAUUUUAAAAAUAACCAACAAUUUCAACUAACUUAACAUAAACAAUACCUUCUUAAGAAUAUCCGUGUAAGAGCUGUACUAAUAGGGAUCAACUAUUCUUUAAUAAUUAGCAAUUUUUAAUACUCAAAUAUUUACCUUUGCUAAAAGAAUUUACUUCUGAAGAAUGGUUAACAUUGACUGACAGCUAUUUAAAAGAAUAAUGUAUUGCUAUUUGUACAACUCCCGUAAUGACGUAGUUCUUGAGAGGGAAUUGUAGAUAUAUGUUACCUAUUGAUCCUUUCUAGGUGCACUUAUCGUUGUACAAAAUUAGAAAUAAUAUUUAUUUCUUUAACGGAUGAUUGUAAUUAUAUUUCGAUUGGAUAGACAAUUUUGCGUGAUUUUUCUAAUGAUUAAAUAUAUUUAUCUAUAUAAAAACCAAAUUUAAACACUACGAAGAUUCGAUUUUUAUUGAUCAGGGAGUCAUCAACUUUAAAAAUUUUUUUAUUAACGAUAACUAAAUUGUGUAGUUAUUAAUGAGUUUUUUUUAACCUUGCUAAUUAUGCGUAAUUUUUCUAUAUUUCUAAAUCGAUUUUCAUUGACUUUCGCCGAAUUCUUUCAUCUAAAACUUACGUAAGAUUCGUCAAAUCUCAUUAGGUGUGUAAUGAUAUCGAUCUACUCAGAUUUUUUACUUUAUUUAUCAUGAACCUUGGCCAACAUUUUUAAAAAUUUUAUUUUUAACAAGCUGGCCUUAAGUUGUGAUUACAAUCAGGAAUAGCCUAGAUAGGAAUUAAAUUCAAUCAAUUUUUACGAUUUGUUAAUUUUUAGGGAAACAGAUCAUUGUAUCGAUAUUGUAGAAAAUACAAUUGAUGCAUAUAUUUUUAUAAUGCUGCUGUUUUAUUGGUAAAUGUUUUUGGCACAUACGUAAUCAAAUAUUGGACAUUUCUUUGUACAGAUUAGAUUUUUUAUUUAAUUAAUAACGAUUAUAUUUUCUCAUUUUAAAUGAUGCUUCAUUAUUAUCAUUAUUAUUAUUAUUAUUGUUUUUUCAAGACCUACAUUCAUAUGGAACGCUCUGCAGAAGUACAUUAGAUACCUGUAAGGUAUUAGUCUUGGUUUCCUAUAAUCAUAAGUAUGUAUACCUAUCUCCCUCGUUACUUUUGGAAGGGUAUGGGAGGAGGUUUUUACAUGCAUCAUGACUGGACCUACAGUUUAAGGUGGAAUCCAAAACACCGGAAUUACGGUAAUAAAUAUAUGAAAAUUUCAUUUCUGAAAAUUUUCAUAUGUCUGGGACAAUGACAAUGACGAUCUUUUGCGCAGAAGUCUGAGCUCUUACCCACGGAGCCAUUAUGACUCAUGAAAACGAACAAUAAUUUAUAGAAAAGUAAGUUUAAUGAGAGAUUAGGGGAUUUGGUUAUUAUUUAUUAGUUCUCCUAAUCUUCUAUCUAUGGCUUAAAUUUUAGUACUUUGAACUUGAAGCUUGUAAAUUGUUAGCUUAAACAUCAAUUUGAUUAAAAUAUAUUUGUUCUUCUGAAAAUUCAUUAAAAAUAAAUUGUUGAGAAUAUUGCCUAUGAAUAUUUUUGAUGAACAGACUAUGAUAGAUGUAAAUGUUAAACCUAUUUGUGUAAUUUAUGUACUAAUUGUAGAUUUUACUAUAAUAAAGUUUUGA
This is a messenger RNA of Phymastichus coffea, 5464 nucleotides long. RefSeq names its product E3 ubiquitin-protein ligase TRIM33. Gene Ontology annotation, molecular function: protein binding; zinc ion binding. The transcript has 12 exons. Bases 141 to 3323 code for a protein of 1060 amino acids. Lineage: Eukaryota; Metazoa; Arthropoda; Insecta; Hymenoptera; Eulophidae. The record is from RefSeq and is a predicted model, not a curated record.